AAAAAAAACAAGAGUACAUGGAAACUCAACGACUUCUUAAAUUCCCAAACCCUCGCCUCCGUGGCUCCGCCAUUCUGUAUGCCCUUAAGGCUGAAGCUGAAGGUCACUGAAACCAAGUGUCAAUAAUGGCUUACAGACGGAGUAUAUCUACAAGAGCGGAGCUGUUUUACCAGCAGCAACGGUUUGCACCAUCCUUUUCCCACUUACAGCGCGAUGAUGAUCGGAAAAACCACCCUGAAUCCUGCUCGGAAAACCCUAAAAUAUUUCGUUAUCUUCAGCACAGUUGCUCUGGCAACGGCGUUAGCGGCACCAGAAACUCAUUUGUGGACAGGAGAUUUUGUGCUCCCAUGAGUUUGGGGGGUUGUCUGGUUAGGAAUAUGUCUACUGGGGUUGGAGAGGGAGUGGACAAGAUAGAGUAUAUGUCGGACAUUGCGGAUGUGCUGAGUGAUAAGGCUGUUGAGGUAGUGGCUUCGCAAGCCCCGGUGGUGAAUGAAGUGGCAAUCGCGGCUGCAGACUCGUUUUUGCCUGUGGCUGUAUUGCAACACUUGAUUGAUUAUGUCCAUUGCUAUACCGGACUUAAUUGGUGGGCAUCAAUUAUUGCAGCAAGUUUUAUGAUUAGACUGAUCACUCUGCCACUGAAUAUUCAUCAGCUCAAAGCCACUUCAAGAUUAACUCUUUUGAGGCCAAAAUUGGAUGCAAUAAGAGAAGACAUGCAAAACAGGGGAAUGAGUCCUUCAGCUGUGAGUGAGGGUCAGCAAGAAAUGAAGAAGCUGUUCAAUGAAUAUAAAGUUACCCCCUUUACUGCCUUGAAGGGAAUUUUUAUUCAAGGCCCCAUCUUCGUCUGCUUUUUCCUUGCUAUUUCUAACAUGGCAGAAAAAGUCCCUUCUUUUAAAGAGGGUGGAGCAUUCUGGUUUACUGAUUUGACUACUCCUGACAGCAUGUAUAUUCUUCCAGUUUUAACAGCAUUGACAUUCUUGAUUACAGUUGAGUUUAAUGCACAGGAAGGAUUGGAAGGAAAUCCUGCUGGUCCCACCAUUAAGAAAGUUUCAAGAAUCUUUGCUCUACUGACUGUCCCAUUGACCGCUUCCUUCCCAAAGGCUAUAUUCAUGUACUGGAUUACCUCCAAUCUUUUCUCCCUAACUUAUGGAAUGGUACUUAAAAAGCCGGAAAUGAAGAAGCUCUUGGGUAUACCUAUAAUCCCGGUGGCACCACCAUCUCCUGCCAGUCAAAAACCCGGAUUCUCUUUUUUCGAAGCGUUAAACAAGUAUUCUGCAGCACAACAACAGGCUCAAUCGGCAUCAACUAAUGAAACAUCCAUACCUACAAACCAAAGAGUGCCACCAUCCUCGGUUCUCAGUCAAAGGAUCAGAAGCUUAGAGAAACAAGUUAAAGAAAAGAAGAAAGGCGGCAAGAAGAGGUGAUGAACACCAAACUCGGACAAAUUUACAAUAUCACUAUUGUCUUCUCCUUAAAAUUCAUUUACAAAUAAUGUUCACCACUUCAUCCAUUAAAAUGUCCAUAAUAAUUGGAUAAUGAUAGGGAGGAAUUUCCGAGAUUUUGACAAUUUUGUAGUUUUGUUCCCCGCGACCGCGAGUGAUGGCCUAAGGGGGCUUCUUUUUAUCCUUAUAUGUAGUCAUGUAGACCUCAGCCAUAACAAUAUAGUGAUGGUAGGAAAUUAUUGUUGUUUUUAUACAUCUGUGGUCCUUUUGGGGCCAUUGAGAAGGUUUCAGUGGCAUCUGACAUUUAUUCAUCAUUGUAACAAUGAAACUUAUGAAAGGGGCCUUUAUAGGCUGAAGAGUAGUAGUGGUUUUUAAUUUGUAAGGAAAGCACUUGAUG
Messenger RNA from Ipomoea nil (Japanese morning glory), 1836 nucleotides. Its product is annotated as mitochondrial inner membrane protein OXA1-like. Gene Ontology annotation, cellular component: mitochondrial inner membrane. Lineage: Eukaryota; Viridiplantae; Streptophyta; Magnoliopsida; Solanales; Convolvulaceae. The coding region runs from base 126 to 1421 and encodes 431 amino acids. Gene Ontology annotation, biological process: protein insertion into mitochondrial inner membrane from matrix; mitochondrial respiratory chain complex IV assembly. Gene Ontology annotation, molecular function: membrane insertase activity. The record is from RefSeq and is a predicted model, not a curated record. The transcript has 11 exons.